UAUAAACGCUCGCAAAGACGCGUUAUCUCUUACGAGUUUGGAACCACUCAGCAGACUAAACCAAAAUGUGGAAUAGGAGUGUAAACAUUGCUCUGUAUUUGUGCAUGCUCGAAUGUGUGUCGUAUUACACGACGUGCAAAGACGGUUGGAUUCCAUACAAGGGCUCCUGCUACCUAUUCCAUUUUGAAAGAAUGUCAUUUGCACAAGCCGAGACAUUUUGUCGAAUACACGAAAAUAGUCAUCUUGUCCACGUAGACGACGCCAUAGAAAACGAGUUUUUGAAAGACCGAAUGCGCCAGCUCGAAGAUCACAAUUGGUGGAUGGGGCUAACGGAUGAAGAUAUAGAAGGAGUCUGGCAAUGGUUCGAUACGGAAGAGAUGCCAACAUAUACAGACUUCAGGUCAGGUGAUGGAGAAACCACACCACGGAGGACUGUGUAGCGUUUGGAGGUACUAAGCAUAAUGAUUAUCACUGGGUUGAUGGCUCCUGCUCUAAUCCCUGGAAUAUGCUGUGUGAAGCCAGAGGCCAUCAAGAUGCGUCAGAAAUCGUCGGAUGAUCAAAUGCACUGACACAAACUAUUCUUAGAGUUAAAUAAAGACUGCACGACUGUUUUGGUUGCUUCGACUUGCAAUUUGUAAAAAAUAAACCAACAUUUUUAAGUCUUUGGUAAA
Messenger RNA from Dreissena polymorpha, 671 nucleotides. Its product is annotated as hepatic lectin-like. Gene Ontology annotation, molecular function: signaling receptor activity. NCBI's taxonomy places the organism in Eukaryota, Metazoa, Mollusca, Bivalvia, Myida, Dreissenidae. The record is from RefSeq and is a predicted model, not a curated record. The transcript is spliced from 6 exons. Bases 66 to 440 code for a protein of 124 amino acids.